GCAUGAGUGCUUUCUACUUUGAACUCGUAGUGAGGUAAUUUAGGGGUUCACGAAUGUCAUGCUCAGAUUCCUAAACAUACCUCGCAUAUUUUGUGAAGUCACCAAAUAUGUUUAAUUAUAUUGAUAUUGAAUUUUAGAUAGCUCGCUGCCCUAAUUAGAAAGCAUGUCAGAACUUAAUCACGGGACAAGUAUCCUGAAGGAGGAAAAACAUUCUUCUAGUUCUGUCAGUAGCAGCGGUCACAAAAAACGAUGGGGACUGAUUGCAACAGGACUUGUUGGAGGGUCAUUGGUAGCGCUUUAUGCAAUAGCAACUCCAUUUGUUGCACCUGCGUUGAGGAAGGUGUGUCUACCUUUUGUACCGGCAACUCCAGCCCAGGUCGAGAAUGUUUUGAAGGUUCUGCAACGGAGAACAGGGACGCUAGUCGAUAUUGGAAGCGGGGAUGGACGAAUUGUUAUAGCAGCAGCAAAGCAAGGUUUCCGGGCUGUGGGCUUCGAGUUGAACCCUUGGUUGGUCUGGUACUCCAGGUAUAGGGCGUGGAGAGAGGGGGUUCACCACGAAACGUCUUUCUACAUAUCAGACCUUUGGAAGGUCAGUUUUUCGCAAUACACCAAUGUUGUGAUAUUUGGAGUUCCUCAGAUGAUGGCCCACUUAGAGGAGAAGCUUCAGGGAGAUCUGCAGAGCACAGCCAAAGUGGUGGCCUGCCGCUUCCCCUUCCCCACAUGGGUACCGGAUGCCACGGCUGGGGAAGGGAUAGACACAGUGUGGGUGUACGACGUCAAGUCCUUCAAACCACAACAAGGGACUGAGCAGGCCAUGACCACGGAGAACUGAAGCACAGAAAACACAUCUUUAUAACCUUCCUAGAUCUGUACAAGUGUGUGCUGUCAAAAAUAUUGGAAGCCUGUGCUGUCCUCAUUUUGUCAACAGGUGCAACCUAAAAGUUCAUCAGUCUCCCAAAAUCACUGAUGUGAUAGUCUGGGGCUCGUUAUGGACAAAUUGGACAAAUAUAUUGUGUGAGAGAGUAAUUAAAGCCUUGGCAGCAAUAUCACAAUACAUUGUAGAUCUCUGAAUUUUCUUACCGCUUUGUCCCUUGCAAACAUAGGCAGAAUUAAAGAGGAGUUUUGUCAUGUGUACUUUGUACUACAUCAACGUUGACAUACAAAAAAGGAGGGAUUCACAUAAGCAAGUACUGAAUUUAUGUUUUGGAAAACCGGGUUUGUAGUCUGCACCUACUGAACCUUACCAUUUUGUGGUACUUGGAUGAAUACAAAAACUGUCAUAGAGUGUUUUGCACAGAGUGAAAGUCGUUUGAAUUUGCAGGAGGGAAGAUUGAACAGAAAGCAGUCGUAGA
This is a messenger RNA of Megalops cyprinoides (Indo-Pacific tarpon), 1352 nucleotides long. It is a transcript of the gene atpsckmt, whose product is annotated as fATP synthase c subunit lysine N-methyltransferase. The transcript has 4 exons. The record is from RefSeq and is a predicted model, not a curated record. Lineage: Eukaryota; Metazoa; Chordata; Actinopteri; Elopiformes; Megalopidae. Gene Ontology annotation, biological process: positive regulation of proton-transporting ATP synthase activity, rotational mechanism; peptidyl-lysine trimethylation; regulation of mitochondrial ATP synthesis coupled proton transport. Gene Ontology annotation, cellular component: mitochondrion. Gene Ontology annotation, molecular function: protein-lysine N-methyltransferase activity. The coding region runs from base 164 to 832 and encodes 222 amino acids.